This is a messenger RNA of Phymastichus coffea, 3199 nucleotides long. It is a transcript of the gene SppL, whose product is annotated as signal peptide peptidase-like 3. Gene Ontology annotation, cellular component: cytoplasmic side of endoplasmic reticulum membrane; Golgi-associated vesicle membrane; lumenal side of endoplasmic reticulum membrane. The coding region runs from base 998 to 2185 and encodes 395 amino acids. The transcript is spliced from 7 exons. The record is from RefSeq and is a predicted model, not a curated record. NCBI's taxonomy places the organism in Eukaryota, Metazoa, Arthropoda, Insecta, Hymenoptera, Eulophidae. Gene Ontology annotation, biological process: membrane protein proteolysis. Gene Ontology annotation, molecular function: aspartic endopeptidase activity, intramembrane cleaving.
UUUUUCCAAAAUUGAUUUUAUCAAUUAGCCAAUUAAAAUAAAUAAAAACUCAUAAAGAAUAUAAAAGAAUAAGUUUCAAAUAAUAAAAUGACGAAAUAGUGUCUUGCAGUAAAUGAAACUAGUUCGAAGAACCAGUUCAUUGCUAUAUAAGUGUUACAGAGAGACAUCAGAUUACAUUACGACGCUACUUCAAAUUUAAUCGCGACAAAACUAAGAAACGCUCAAUCAGCCAUUAAGGUUAAUCCAAAUAAUCUCUUUUACUUCUUACUGUAAAAAAAUUCGAUUAUAUGCACUGUCGGAAAAGAAAGUGCGAAAACUAAUCGGAGUCUCCCAAUGUAGGCAGCGCCCCCGCCGGUCAGUCAGUCUCCCAUAGUCCCAUGUACAUAAGUGCGUGUGUGUGCUUUCGCCCCAGAGCGGAGCAGCGCAGCGCAGCUUCUCUGGCCUCGGAGAAGAGCCUGCAUAGCCCUAUCUGUUUUUCUCUGUCCACUGUUUUCCAUUAAUCCCAGUGGAUUGAGAUACUUCAAGAUUGUAACAAUGAAGAGACGACGUUACUCCACUCGUUCGUCCAGGUAAAUCAUCGCUCCGUCGAAGUGUUGUGAGAGUACUUCUACUGCACAGAAGGAGAGAUAUGCGAGAGUACGAGAGUCGCGGUCACGUGACCGUAGUGUUUACCAAAAUGGAGUAGCUCUUCGAGAGGACGACGUCCGCGUUUUGCGCUUAGGCUUUGUCCUUUUCGCAUACACACCUUCAGGAACCCACGCAGGUGUGAAACGUGAUAAUGUGGGCUGAUUUUAUAUUUCUUUUCUCCUGGGUGGUGACUCCAAAUUUUAAAAAAUUCUGGAAUACUUACUGAUAUGUUGCCAAUUGCAUAUAAAAGGUGCCAGAGCAGAUGAUUUCAAAUGUUAUUUUAAAAAUCAAAAGAAAAUUAUUAUACUAAAGCAUCUAAAUGUUGUGCAUUGUAUAGCAAUACCAGGUAGGGCCAUAAGGUGUUUCAAUCAUGGCCAGCACUCAGGUAGAUUACCAGUGGGCCUACACGAUAAUGGAUUCUUCUAGGGUAUCCACCUAUCUAAUAUCAAUACUACUAAUAGUAUAUGGCAGUUUUCGAUCUUUAAACAUGGAGCAGGAGGCAAGAGAAAGAGCAAAGGAAAAAGAACGCGCAAAUCUAUUGACAGGACUGACGAGUAAUAGUGCGACGGCAAACUCGGAAAAUCCACCGUCAAAGGGUGUUCUUACUUUGGACACGCUGCACGUUCUCUGCCUACCUCUUGGUGCUUCCAUUUCUCUACUUGUCAUGUUUUUCUUCUUUGACAGCAUGCAAGUGCUUUUCGCUAUUUGCACAGCCAUUAUGGCAACAGUAGCAUUAGCAUUUCUGCUGCUGCCAAUGUGCCAGUACAUAAUCCGUCCUUGUUCGGACGGCAACAAAAUAUCUUUUGGUGUGUGCGGCAGGUUCACCGGUGCCGAGUUGCUCUCGUUUUCGUUAAGCGUCAGCAUAGUAUGCAUAUGGGUGCUUACAGGACAUUGGUUACUCAUGGAUGCAAUGGGUAUGGGUUUGUGCGUUGCGUUUAUCGCUUUCGUACGUCUACCUAGUCUCAAAGUAUCCACUUUACUACUCACUGGGCUUCUCAUCUAUGAUGUCUUUUGGGUCUUCUUCUCUUCGUAUAUAUUCAGCACAAACGUUAUGGUCAAGGUAGCAACGCGACCAGCCGACAAUCCAGUAGGUUUGGUCGCUCGUCGUCUACACUUGGGUGGUAGUGUAGCACGAGAAGCACCAAAGCUUUCGCUACCAGGCAAACUUGUAUUUCCAUCGAUGCAUCGCGCUGGUCAUUUCUCGAUGCUGGGUCUUGGUGAUGUGGUUAUGCCAGGACUUUUACUCUGCUUUGUAUUACGUUACGACGCUUACAAAAAGUCACAACCAUUACCUGGUGGUUGCGAAGCUGGUGUACCACCGCCAAGGCAUUUAAAUCGUAUAACAUACUUUCAUUGUUCGCUCAUCGGAUAUUUUUUGGGACUACUCACAGCCACUGUUAGUUCCGAGGUUUUCAAGGCUGCUCAGCCGGCUUUACUUUACCUCGUACCUUUCACGCUACUGCCCUUGCUUACCAUGGCGUAUCUAAAGGGAGAUUUGCGUCGAAUGUGGAGCGAACCAUUCAUAGUACAGCAACCAACAAAGCACAUGGAAGUUUGACAGCUAUCCAUGACAAUGAUGGUCUUAGUCUCGCAUUUGCUUCGUCUACUCAACUGUUCGUACGUGGUUUCGUACAUAAAACGAUUGAUUUUCGUUAGUUUUACGUCACUACAUUUUAUGUAAACGAAGCUUUACGUUCGACGCACAGCACACAAAAUAUUCUCGAUCUAAUUUUUACUUAGUAUUUUCUCGAUAGAGUAUAAACAAUAUAUAGAUUUCGCAACAAUAUAUAUUGUUUCGAGAAAAGAACGAACGUGCAUUUACCGUUUUACUUUGCACAUUAAACUCACGAAAGAUUGGAAAUUCGUGUGAUGGAACACCCAGUUUAGAGUUAGAAGGAAUGUGAUCAAGUGGUGAAAAUGAAUUAUUCUUCUGAAAGAAUAAUAUUUCAAUAAUUUUUCAAAGCAGUGCAAACUGCGCUGAAAGUAUGUAAAAAACCCCUUUAAGUUACAAAAAACCUUGCAUUUUUUAAUUAUUUUCUACGAAACUAAUGAGUUGUAAUAAAGAUUUAACAUUUUUUUUCUAUUCAUUAAAGGUUUCUUGUUGCUUUCGUGGAAAUUAAACGAAUGAAGAGAUUCUUGGAUACAAAUAAAGGAAUCCCUGAUAAUUUUUUUAAUCACGUAUCCAUUGACAUUUACGAACACUCGUUACUUUAUUGGAUAAUAUAUAGUACGAAAUUAAUGCUAAAUACUAUGAAAAUGUAAUUCUGCACAACUUUGUUUUAGCAAGGGGUAAAAUUCUAGAAUAAUGAAAAAAAUUUAUAAUACGAUUUUUCAAUGAAAAGAUGGAUAAGUAACAUCUAAUCUACUUUUCUGAACGAUGAUUUAGUAUAAUAUCGUCAAUAUUCCAUAUCUUCUAAUUGCAUUAUCAUAUUAAAUUUUUCUUUGAAAUUGUUAUGCUCUCUUCAAACUGCACACUUUUGAAAGUAAAUCCAUUUACCUUCAGUUUAAUAAACAAAUACUUGUACAUACCAAUACUACUUAUAAGUAGACAAAAUGAUUUUUCUUUUAAAUU